AGGCCAAGACCGAAGCUUCUGGGAGCGCAAGUACAUGAACUUCAUGCAGCUUAACCUGGCACAGGUCCAGGACGCGGUCCGUGCAGAGUGCCUCUACCAUGGUCCCACCGUCCGCCUCGUGUCAGCGCUGGCAUCGCCGGUGCUGCCGCUGGUGAUGCUGCUGGCAUGUUCAACGCUGGAGCUCCUGAAGCCUUCCCUAGGUGUCAGCAUGGCCUUCAAGGUUCUGGCACUGUUCUACAUCGGCGGAGCUCAGCAAUCGAGCGACCUCUUCCGUUGCCAAACGGUAGAUGGAGGUGGUGAUUCUCUGGGCGACUACGCGUUUCUGCAGAAGCUACCAUUCAUCUCGUGUUGCGAGAACUCGGGCAUAUCACAAUUGGUGCACGUCACGGGCUGUGUCACGGCCUUGUUCUAUGUCUUCAUUAUCCCAGCUGCCAACCUGCACCUCUUCGUCCGCCAGUACGUUGUAUUGAAGCCGAGCAAGACGGUGAUGGCGGUUGCCGAGCAGACAACGGCGGGGUGGCUGGCCAGGCUGCAGCCCCUCCGCCAAACCAAAGGCAGACCACAGGAUCACGAGCACCUGCUUGCUGCCGCGGUGGCGCAUAUGGCGGUUGCGCUCCGCGGCCAGGUACGGCUGCAGCUGCGCGAUGGCCAGGCGGAGAUGAGAACUGCGGAGGAAGAGUUUCACACCGAUGCCGAGCUGAAUGUGAGCGGAUUCCUUGAGACUGACGACUCGACCACGCAGACGUUGCGCUCCCGGGCCAUCAUGGAGAUGCUGGUGGAGCGUUGUGAGAUGGAGAGGGUCUCAACACAGGACCGCCUUUUGGGUGGCGCCAAGAAGACGUUCUUCCAGUAUGCCUUUUGCCGCUACUUCUGGAUGCAGUUCGUGGAGAAGCUCCUGGCCGUAGCCCUUCUGGCGGUGGUUUCCACGGAUAACGCCCUGCACCUGGUGCUGGCCAUCGUUCUGGUCAUGGCGGCCACCAUUGCCAUGGUUCGGCCCUACCUGCAGCCGCAGAUGAACGAUUUGCAGUGCCUCUCCAUGAUUUGUCUUGCCGGGGCGGCCAUUGGCUUCUCCGCUGGGACUUCCGGGGAUGCGCAUUGGCUCUGGCUGAGCCGCGUGUCCUUUCUGCUGCCCUUUCUGCUGGCCGCUACGCAGGUGCUGCAGCCGGACAGCUGCGAGGCACUCGCCGCGCGCCUGUACCAGGAGGCCCGCCAGAAGCUGCCAGAGCUAAAGGAGGAGAAGGAAGUGGAGCUGAUGGUGGAGAUGGUGAGCUUCCUUUGAGCCUCUUUGGGUGUUUCUGGUUUGUACUGUCCGUGUUUGGCGGUUUCAGAGGCUGACGAAGUCUGCCCACCUCAUACCAUGCCGCUGCCUGAAGGACA
This is a messenger RNA of Effrenium voratum, 1377 nucleotides long. The record is from the annotation of a GenBank genome assembly. Lineage: Eukaryota; Dinophyceae; Suessiales; Symbiodiniaceae.